AGUUAUACCCCUUUGUCCUAUUUGUUUGGACGAGACUCUGGAGAGGGUUCCCCAGUUUUUGCCUUUAUAUAAUGCACUUUCUCUUUGUUUAGUUUUCCAACCCACACUCAUCUCUUCGAAACUAAACCCAGUUUGCCUUUAUAGUGUGCAUGUUUGGUGCCACAGUCGAAAACUCGAUAGCCAUUGAUUCUGCAGGCAUGCCAGAGGCUCCAAAGCACUUGUGCCACGAGGCAAAGGAGCUUGAUGAUGGUGGCAGUAACAGUAGUAUGAUCCAGGAGAAUAAGAGAGCCCUGGAAUACAUUGAAGAGGUCACCAGAAACGCUGAUGAAAUUCAAGAAAAAGUGCUUGCAGAGAUCCUUUCUUGUAGUGCAGAAGCUGAGUACCUCAAACGCCAUGGCCUAGAUGCUCGCACUGACAGAAUCACUUUCAAAAAGCUCGUCCCAGUGGUCACUUACGAGGAUUUAAAGCCUCAUAUUGAUCGCAUAGCCAACGGUGAUACCUCCCCAAUUUUAUGUUCCAAACCCAUCUCAGAAUUCCUCACUAGCUCGGGAACGUCUGGUGGGGAGAGAAAACUGAUGCCUACCAUCGAAGAAGAACAAGAGAGAAGAUCAUUGCUUUAUAGCUUGUUGAUGCCAGUGAUGGAUCAGUUUGUGCCUGGUUUGGAGAAAGGAAAAGGCAUGUACUUUCUUUUCACAAAAUCAGAAGCCAAAACUCCUGGUGGCCUCCUUGCUCGUCCAGUUCUCACCAGCUAUUACAAAAGCUCACAGUUCAAGCACCGCAAACAUGAUCCCUAUACAAACUACACCAGCCCCAAUGAAACCAUUCUCUGCCCUCACUCUUACCAAAGCAUGUACUCUCAGUUGCUCUGUGGCCUUUGCCAAAACGAGCAAGUUCUUCGCGUUGGGGCAGUCUUCGCUUCCGGUUUCAUCCGUGCCCUUAAGUUCCUCGAAAAGCAUUUCCUUUCUCUCUGCAAUGACAUAAGAACGGGCACCCUCGACGCCAAAAUCACUGACCCCUCUGUUAGAGAAGCUGUCAUGAAACUCCUGAAACCAAAUCCCACGCUUGCGGAUUUCAUUGAAGCCGAAUGCUUGAAGGGGUCGUGGAAGGGAAUCAUCACCAGGAUAUGGCCUAACACCAAGUAUGUUGAUGUUAUUGUCACGGGAACCAUGUCUCAGUAUAUUCCCAUAUUGGAUUAUUAUAGCAAUGGUCUUCCUCUUGUGUGCACCAUGUACGCUUCUUCUGAGUGCUACUUUGGCCUCAAUUUGAACCCCUUGUGUGAUCCAAGUGAGGUGUCUUACACACUCAUUCCCACCAUGGCCUACUUUGAAUUCUUGCCCGUCUAUCAGAUCAAUGGACAUACUGAUUCCAUUUCUAACCUAGAUCAUGAACAUCUGGUAGAUCUUGUUGAUGUGAAGUUGAAUCAAGAGUACGAGCUUCUGGUCACCACUUAUGCAGGACUUUAUAGGUACCGGGUUGGCGACAUCCUCCGUGUAGCUGGAUUCAAGAACAAGGCUCCUCAGUUCAACUUCGUGUGUCGAAAGAACGUGGUUCUGAGCAUUGAUUCUGAUAAAACCGACGAAGUUGAGCUCCACAAUGCUGUAAAAACUGGUGGCGAUCAUCUUCCACAAUUCGGUGCAUCUCUCACUGAAUACACCAGUUGCGUGGACACGUCAACAAUCCCAGGCCAUUACGUUGUCUAUUGGGAAAUCAACACAAAUGGGGGGAAAAUCCCAGAAAUUCCUUCUUCUGUUUUUUGUGAUUGUUGUCUGGCAAUUGAAGAAUCUCUGAACAGCGUGUAUCGGCAGGGAAGGGUGUCGGAAUGUAUUGGAGCCUUGGAAAUUAGGGUGGUUGAGAAUGGCACGUUUGACAAACUCAUGGACUUUGCUCUUAGCCAAGGUGCCUCCAUAAACCAAUACAAGACACCUCGUUGCGUCACUUAUGUGCCCAUCAUCGACCUUCUUAACUCCAAAGUUGUUUCCAAUUACUUCAGCCCCAAAUGCCCAACUUGGGUCCCUGGUCACAAGAAUUGGUUCACAGAAAAUUAGUCCAUCAUGUUUCCAUUGUGAUUAGCGCAGAAAUUAAACCCGUCCCACUCCACUGUAGUCUUUCAAGUUUUAGUAAUAAACCGAAUAAGAUAUUUUAUCAUGGUAUAAUUUAAGUUAACUUGUAGGAUUUAAUCUAGAAAGAGACUAGUUUCUUCUGGUGAACUACAUUUUAAAUCCUGAAAGAAGAUUGUAGUGUGUAAGAAACUGGGUGUGCAGCUAAAUAUCAUAACAAUUUCCAACAUUGAGCCGUAGUAAUGGUAGAAAGUAUCCUUACUCUUCUGCGAAAUGGUGAUGCUUUUACUUCUUUUGAAUUCGUAUACAUGCAUAGCCAACUGUAGCAGGCAUGAAGUGACACACACCCGCUGCUGAUACAGUUCAAUAUAUGCUUCAGAAGUUAUUAUUGAGGUUUGUUUACCAAACCAAUCA
Vigna radiata var. radiata (mung bean) is the source of this 2471-nucleotide messenger RNA. Its product is annotated as indole-3-acetic acid-amido synthetase GH3.6-like. The transcript has 3 exons. Gene Ontology annotation, molecular function: indole-3-acetic acid amido synthetase activity. Gene Ontology annotation, cellular component: cytoplasm. Lineage: Eukaryota; Viridiplantae; Streptophyta; Magnoliopsida; Fabales; Fabaceae. The coding region runs from base 150 to 2045 and encodes 631 amino acids. The record is from RefSeq and is a predicted model, not a curated record.